This is a messenger RNA of Adineta steineri, 3687 nucleotides long. NCBI's taxonomy places the organism in Eukaryota, Metazoa, Rotifera, Eurotatoria, Adinetida, Adinetidae. The record is from the annotation of a GenBank genome assembly.
AUGGCACAAACUAAACAGUUAUCGAAAGAAAUAACUGAUGAAAGAUCGAAUCUAUCAGCGGUUGAACGACAGACUGAAGCAUCACAUAAAGGUGGCACUAUUUGGGACGCUGUACGCAGAGCGGAUCAGGCAGUACUCGAACACCUUCUUGAUAACGAUCCGAAUAAUGUUAAUGCAAGAGGUCCAGUUGGCGACUGUCCCAUUCAUAUGUUAUUUUUAUAUGGAACUGAAGCUCAUCUUAAAAUGGCUCGAUAUCUCAUCAAACGUUUUCCAGAAAUCGUUAUACAGAUCUACAAUCAGCCAGAAUAUUAUGGCGAGAUUGUUCUUCAUAUUGCUAUUAUCAAUCGUAAUGCAAUCAUAAUUGAAUGGCUUCUUAGUAAUGAACGUGUCCGGCUCUAUCGAGAACAACAAUUGACAGCUACCGCCAGUGGACAUUUUUUUCAAUAUGGUCGUCCGUGUUACUAUGGUGAAACACCUCUUGCAUUUGCUUGCUGUACUAAUCAAUGGAAUAUAGUAGAAAUUCUGCUUAAAUACGGCGCCUCUAUGGAUGUGGUUGACAACAAUGGAAACACAAUCUUGCAUUUAGUUGUCAUUCAUAAUCUGCCAAAAAUAUAUACAAAAUUCAAGGAACGUUGGUUAAAAGUACAGGCAAUGUCGACUAACGGAUCGAGGAAUGUAGAUGACGAUGAAGGUGAGAAAAGUAAAACAGUAACAAUCACGAAGGAAAAAGAGGUUCCACUAUGGAAACGUCUCAAUAAAGAUGGUUUUACUCCAUUUACAUUAGCAGCUAAAUUAGGCGUCACUGAUAUGUUCUCUUUUUUACUUGACGAACGUAAAAUUAUUCAAUGGCGUUACGGACCUGUUUCAUGUGUGCUCUAUCCGCUAGAUGAACUCGAGUUUGAAUUUCAACAAGAAGGCAGAGAUGCACGACCUGGAGCUCUUGAAUUGAUCGUCCAAAGUGCUCAAACUGAACUUAUUACGCAUCCACGUAUGAUCGAUUUACUUAAUAAAAAAUGGGAAUGUUUUGCUCGACGUAUAUUUUUCCGUCGUUUUUUUGUUACUCUUAUCUAUCUAUUCAUUUUUCUUUUUACUACAAUUCUCGACCAAACAAGAACAGAAAUAACAGAAGGAAAAGAUGAUGAAAUGAUAGUAAGUCGUGUUGAAUAUCCAGGUAUCGCUUAUCGAUUAAUAUGCACAACAGGUCGUCUCAUUGUAUUAACUGGCGCUAUAUCAAAAGGUGAAUCUGAGUUAAGAGAAAUGAACAAUGUGGGCAUACACAAAUAUUUUCAGACUACGGGUUCGGCUCUUCUUGAAAAUUGUUUAUCAUGUUUAUUGUGUUCUGGUAUUAUUAUUCUUAACAUUCUUCGAUUAUUCGAUAUAGAAACAUAUACAAUUGUACUUGCACUUGUUUCUGUUAUAGGUUGGGUUUAUAUGUUAUUUUUUGCUAUGGCUUUUAAACUUACUGGCCCAUUUGUAUUUAUGAUCUAUAAAAUGCUUUUGAAUGAUGUUCUUCGUUUUUGUAUUAUUUAUAUCGUAUUUCUUAUUGGUUUUUCACAAGCAUUCUUUGUUUUAUUCAAUUAUAACGGUUUUUCUGGUUUUCUUCUAAGUAUCAAACAAUGUUUUUUUGGUAUGUUAGGUGAUUUUAAUCUUGAUCAUCAUACGGGAACAACAUUUCAAUAUAUUAGUAUGCCAUUACUGGUUAUUUAUGUUGUUGUUGUGUCUAUUCUCUUACUUAAUUUACUCAUAGCUAUGAUGGGUGAUACAUAUGGAAAUGUUAUUGAAAGUGCUACACAAAUAUGGCAUUUAGAACGAGCACGUAUUAUCUUUGCAAUUGAAAAUGAAAUGUCAAUAGAUGAACGAAUGUUAGAUAAAAAUAAAUAUUGGACAAAUGUCGAUGGUCAACGAUAUUUACAAAUAGAAGAAAUUGACAAAGAUUGUUUUCGUGAUAUUAAUAAUGAUGAAACAGAAUCGUACACCUGUUUGGAAAAUUUAUCAAAUGAACUUUUGUACGAAAUAUUGGAAUAUAUUGAUGCUUAUGAUAUAUAUAAAUCAUUUUCAAAUCUUAAUAAUCGUUUACAAAAUCUUAUACUUUCUUCGUCAAUUUUACUUCGAAUAAAACUUAAUUUAAAAUCAAAAUCUCUACUUGAAGAUCGUUGUCAACAUGUUAUUAUUCCAAAUUCACAUCGUAUUCUUUCACUUCAUUUGAUCGAUGAAUUAUUGAUUAGAAAUUUUUUUUAUCAUUGUAUUAUUGAUUCAUCAUUUCAACGUCUUGAAUCAAUUAUGCUCAUAGGAAUCGAAGCAGAGAAACUACGCACGACUCUUUUUUAUUUAAAUACUUUAUUUCGUCUCUUUUCACUAACUAUUUUUAUAAAAGAUGAUGAUUACUAUGAUCUUGGAGAUAUUUAUCCAUUAAUUUUUUCUUUAUCUACAUUAAAAUAUAAUCAACUAGCAACAUCUAUUGAUGAAGUACAAAUUAAUAUUAUACAUGUAAUCAAUAAAAAAUUUAGUACGAUCGAACGUUUGGUUAUUAACUAUAUUUGUUCUCUUAAUCAACUAAAUUCUCUUGUUCAUUAUACACCACAACUUCGUCAUCUGUAUUGUCGUCGAGUGGUUGAAUUAGAUGAAAAAUUCACAAACGAUCUAUCGAUGAAAUUACCACAUUUAAAAUCUAUUUAUUUUGAAGAAUUUUUCCCUUCGUUUGAUGAAUUUGAAGUGUUUAUUAAGGAAAUAUGUUCUCAAUUAGAGAUAUUCAAAAUUGGUAUACUUCGGAAUAAAACUUAUCUUGAUGAUAAUCGUUGGGAACGAUUAAUUAAAGAAUAUAUGCCUCAAUUAAAAGAAUUCUACUUACAUUUUAUUCAGGACAUUAAUGAUGAUAGGAAGACAAAUUUAAUUGAUUCAACUGAUGGAUUCAUUAAUCGAUUUAAUUCACCAUUUUGGUUUAAACGAAAAUGGUUUCGUGAGAUACAAGUAUAUUGUGAAAAAAUGAUUUUUUCAAUUCAUCCAUUUAGAAAAGAAUGGAUCGAUCUUGAUCAACAUAUGAAUACUGACAUGUAUUCGAAACAAAAUUCGAUCGAACAUGAUUAUAUUUGUAAUCAAGAAAAAACUGCCGAUGGUAUUAUACAGUUGACUAUUGAGAAUUAUGAAUUUACUGAAGUUAAUUGGCGAUUUAUUAAUAAAUUAAAAUGUGCAUUUAAAGCGAUUCAAUUUACUCAUUUAGAUAUAGAUAAUAAUAGCAUGUCUAUUAAUAUGUUACUCGAUAUUCUUCAUCUGUUGCCAAAUAUUGAAUCAUUAAAACUCUCAUCUAUGCCAAUACUUCAGUUAGAAUCUUUAUCUAUUGAAGAUACCGAAAAUCAUCUAUCAGUAUCUGCUAUUAACAAAAUAACAAAAGUCAAACUUGGUCAAGUUACAGAAGAAGAAGAAAUUGAAUUUUUUAUCAGUCUUUGUCCACAUAUGCAAUAUCUUGAAGUAGGCUGUAUGUUAGAUACAGAUGUUCCAUUACUUAUGAAAUUUAUUUCAAUGAAUCGAAUAACACAUAUUCCUAAUCUCUGCUAUCUGUGCUUCAUUAUUCCUAUGGCAGAUGAAAACAUGGUUAGAACUUUAGCAAAGACAAUCGAUUUCAGGACGGUUAUUGGUAGCUAUACAAUUCAGCGUAGGGGCGACAAAAUAAGUGUGCAUUGGAAAUUAUAA